AUGAAACUUUCCAUCGCCCUUCUUGCCGCUGCCGCUUUCGGCUCGGCCCUGGCCGCCCCCCAGAUUGAUGCCCACCUCUGGGCGACGUCUUCGUCGACAAGCAGCACUAGGUCUACGACUUCAACAUCGUAUUCCACUCGCACCAGCACAAGCUCCACCACUACCACUAACACCACCCCCAGCACCACCUCCAGCACCACAUCCAGCACUACGACCACUCUCUUGCCCUCCACUAGCUCGUGGUCUCGAGGAUGGAAGGCCCCUGAGACCUGGUCCGUCCCCAUUCCUACUACCGCCGCGAUUAAGAAGGUCACGUUCGCGAACGCCAAGGACGCGGCCAAUGAUGCAAACGACAAGAAGACGCGCGUCAACAAUGACAUUGAUACUGCCAACAAGGUCAACACUAACAGGGACCUCGCCAUUGUCGCUAUCGGCACUCUCAACACCGACCUCGACGACCUCUUGACUGACGUGGGCAUUCUCGUCGCGGAUCUGCUCACGGAUCUCGGGAAUGUUGCUGAGGACGUUCUCGUCCUUGUGGCUGCCCUUCUCGUGGACGUUGCCGUCAUUCUCGUCAACCUGGGAACCGUGCUCACCACCAUAACCACCAGCACCAGCGUCGGUCUCGUGCCCGCCCUGGUCAUCCUGCUCGAAGUCCUUGUCGUCGAGGUGCUGGCGCUGCUGGGGCCCAUCAUCAACAACGCCCUGAUUCUCGUCGCGGAGCUGGUCCACUUGGAUGUGCCCCUCGUCGUCUCCCAGAUCACCACUACCGUCAACACCAUCACAACCGCCGUCUACGACAUCGACGUCAUCCUGCAGCCCGUGGUUGGCGGAUUCCUCACCGUCUUCACCUGA
Lasiosphaeria miniovina is the source of this 855-nucleotide messenger RNA. RefSeq lists its product as uncharacterized. Lineage: Eukaryota; Fungi; Ascomycota; Sordariomycetes; Sordariales; Lasiosphaeriaceae. The record is from RefSeq and is a predicted model, not a curated record. The transcript is spliced from 3 exons. The coding region runs from base 1 to 855 and encodes 284 amino acids.